CUUGCACUGAGAAGGAGACCAAGACAACAGCAUUUGUUCGACAUCUUCUACACAUCUCUACAAAAGAAGAUGGCUGGCCUGUGCUGGAUGGCUGUAACACUGAGCGUGUUGUUGUAUGCUGGGAGCAGUUUUGCUGAUGUGGACCAGAACCACCUUGCAGGAAUUGUAAAAGAGAUUGUGGACAAGUACAGACCAAGCUAUAAAGCUGACAACGUUCCAAGAAAACCCAUGUUCAGUCUGGCUGUAAGCAUCCCAUAUGACGAGAAAAGCAAGAAGUACGACAUCAGUCAAGUCUUUAACACUGACCCUGCUGAUACAGUGAAAAAAACUAUUCUAAAAUGUGAAGUGUACAAAGGCACGAGGAUGGUUGCGGCCACAGUUCUGAGAUGGCCCGAUGUUUUGGAUCAGUGUCCUAACGAACCUGUCCAAUGGGACGAUGUUCUGAAAGAAUGUCGUAAUAUUAAGACGUGGUCUCAUCUUGAUGACACGUUGACACUGUUAAAAGAUAAGGGUAGGAAAAAGAGUAGAAGUGAAAAACGUUGCUUUGAUACGGUUAAGGAGGGUAGAGCUGAUCACGCAGAAUACCGUACUCUUCAGGCCUUUAACACCUUGGUUGACAGAAAAAACAAAAAUGACUUGUUGCUUUUCUAUGUUCUUGCUUCACCGUGUUCCCAGAGAUGUACAGGUAUAACAAAGAAAUGGAGCAUUCUUGAAAACAUAAAAAAGAUUAUGAAAUGGAAGAAUUAUGCUCUUGUAUUUUCCAAUGUAUUCAAGCCCCGUGAUGGUACACCAAUACCAGAGAAGGACUCACGUGGAGCCCUUGAGCGUCUUGGGGAAUCAAUUGGUCUGAAAAACAUAUUCCGUUGUGAUAAAGACAAGUGCACAAGCUGCUCUAGUGGUAAUCAAGUUACCCGCGAAUGUUACACUUAAUUCCUUCAGCCUCAACAAGGCAGAAGUGGGUUCCCCUCACAAAUUGAUUACAGAGGCAAACAAAGCAGCAAUAUUUGUUCAAGCACAGGGGUUUCCACAAAUACUGACAGUUAUACAGAGGGGAUUCAGAGUGGCAGUAAAAGAGAGGGCGGCAGGGUAAAAAAAAAAAAAAAAAAAAA
Molecule: messenger RNA, 1109 nt
Organism: Larimichthys crocea (large yellow croaker)
Lineage: Eukaryota; Metazoa; Chordata; Actinopteri; Sciaenidae
Exons: 4
Coding region: 70-930 (286 amino acids)
Source: RefSeq, a predicted model, not a curated record